GUUUUGGUAUUCGGAGACUGAUCGCGCGCCAAAGUAUUUCAAAUUGCGCGAGGUGACUGGACAGCAGAAUCGAGGAGUAAAUGCAAGCUUGUUGCAUUUUACAUUGCAACAUCUCCGUCACAGCAUUAAAAGGGGAGACUGCAAUCAGUUGAUGCUGCGGAACUAGAUUGGCAUUCUUUUGUUUCAUUUACUAUUUUUGUCCAGUAGUUAUUUUUUAACUCUAGAAAGUUAAGGGCCUUUUUUAUAAGCUGCAACAUCUAAGGUGGGUUUAACGCUUUUCAUCGGAAAUGAGCGACGACGAACAGGCCAAGCAGUCCAUGGAAUGUGCUGGAUCCAUGUCUUCUGGCAAAAAACCGCCGAGAAUGCCUAAGUGUUCCCGUUGCAGAAACCAUGGUUAUGUGUCACCUUUGAAGGGACAUAAACGAUUUUGUAACUGGAGGGAUUGUCUAUGUCAGAAAUGCAAAUUGAUCGCAGAACGGCAGAGGGUGAUGGCGGCACAGGUGGCACUCCGCAGACAGCAGGCCCAAGAGGAGGAGAUGGGCAUCUGCAGUCCAGUCACCUUGUCCAGCACGGAGGUCAUGGUGAAGAAUGAAGCCACAGGUGACAGGGCUUGCUUCUUCUCCGCAGGGGAAAAGUCUCCCCCUCUCCAAAACAACGAAGCCACAUCACCCUCUGCUACAGGGAACCGCCCCGCCAUGCCGUCCAGUCCCACGUCGGCCAGCAGGGGGCACCCUGAGGGUUCAUCUGAUCUGAUGGUGGACGCAUCCUACUACAACUUCUACCAGCCCUCCCGCUACCCUGCCUACUACAGCAACCUGUACAACUACCAGCAGUACCAGAUGCCCAGCAGCGAGGGUCGCCUGUCGGGCCACAACGUGUCCCCGCAGUACCGGAUGCACUCGUACUACUCCGCGGCCUCCUACCUGAGCCAGGGCCUGGCAGCCCCCGGCUGCGUGCCCCCCAUCUUCACCCUGGAGGACAACGCCUCCUUCCCUGAGCCCAAGGCUGCAAUGUUCGCUCCUGGCAGCGGGCAUGACGCUGGCCUGCCCUGCCUGUCCAUCAACCCCUUGGUCAACUCUGACACCAAGCAGGAGUGCGAGACCAGUUCUGAGUCUGAGGUCUUCGCCGUGAACGUUGUCAUCGAUGGGCCCAGUGAGUGAGGCCUUCCAGGUGACAGCCCCUCCACACCACAGCAGCUAAAUCAAGCUCAAAAUCACUGAUGAUCACCAGCAGCACUGUCAAUGCGAAAGGGUCUGUGGCUUUUCCAUAGCCCCCUGUAUUCUGUAUUUGUUUUCAAGUUUCAUACUUUCAUUCAUUAUUUUUGUGCCAGGUGAAAUAAAUGGAAUUGCAUCAUUAUGGAGUAUAAUGCAUUCAGCAACAUUGACUCUCAAUGCGUUGCAUAACAAUGGCAUUUUAUAGUUUUGCAGAAAUCGCCUUGCUCUAAGACAAUUAAUGAAAUUUGAGUUUAUAAUUUUUUAAGUUAUUAAUAAUCAUAGUUCUGAACAAAGCAAAAUGUCGGUUUUGUCAGUAGCAAUACAACAUUCAUUUUGUAUUCAAAUUGCUCAGCACUGUGAAUAUUCAUUUUGGCACAUUCUCCAUGCAUUUUACAAAGAAGCACGGAAUGCUCAGACUGUGCUACAGUAUGUGUUUGUCAUAUAGUUGUAUCACCCUUAAAUGUAUUAUGAAUUAUUGUAAUGCUCUAAAUAAUAGUGUGCUUAUGUUCAUGUUCAUGUCAGUACAGUAUAUCUGUAGUCUAAAAUUAACAUUUCAUAAUGGAUAACUACACCACUGAAAUUUGUUUUCUCAUCACUCAUAUUUUGUUUUUUUUUUGUUAUUUUGGGAAGUACUGCAUCAGUUCUGUGCAUUUCCAGUUUUAAUUGAAAAGUUCAUCUAAUGUGCAGUAUCAGUUUCAGCAAUUGCCUCCACAUUUCUAAACAAGUUCUUUCUUAAAUAGCUCCUCUCAAAGAGAGCAGUAAUGUUCUAUGAGCUUUGACAAUGUUGUGACCGUUAUGUUAAUGUUUGUGCUUCCUGAGAACAAUAACAGCACAGAGAAAAAAAUGUUUUACUGAGAUUCAUUUUUGAUUACAUGUUAUUAGACUAGUUUUAGUAGUUAUGUUUUAAUGAAAACAGCAAUUGUAUAAUAGUAUAUGCAAGUGUUUAUGGUAACUGCCAAGUUUAUUGGAAUAAAAGUGUUAUUGAUGACCAAAUGUGUCUGUUUUGGGAGUGCAACAGAAAAUAGAAAGAAAAUGUACUUUUAUUUUCUUGCUCUGUGCUUUUAAAACAUCUAUUUGAUUUCACCC
Molecule: messenger RNA, 2300 nt
Organism: Anguilla anguilla (European eel)
Lineage: Eukaryota; Metazoa; Chordata; Actinopteri; Anguilliformes; Anguillidae
Gene: dmrt1
Product: doublesex and mab-3 related transcription factor 1
Exons: 5
Coding region: 288-1160 (290 amino acids)
Biological process (GO): regulation of transcription by RNA polymerase II; sex differentiation
Cellular component (GO): nucleus
Molecular function (GO): DNA-binding transcription factor activity, RNA polymerase II-specific; RNA polymerase II cis-regulatory region sequence-specific DNA binding
Source: RefSeq, a predicted model, not a curated record